GUCACUCUGAAGUUUGCUGGAAACAACGGUUGAUUGCAGCUGCCAUCAUAAGGAAAUGUCAUUUUGGUAAACUGUUAUGAGAAACAUAGCUUUACAGCUUUGUUGUAGUAAAGUGUUGGGAAUGAAGCUCAAUUCUUAUGAAUAUGAUUGGAAACAGGAAAACAACACUGUUAAAUUGGAAAAGGAAAGUUUUUGUGAUCGACUCCUUGUGAUACUGAAAAGUAAGUGGAGCUAAAAGAAGCGAUGUGCAGAAGAUAUAUAGAAAUAGAUACAGAAAGCAAUUCUAGAUGGUUCAGAAUAUGGCACUCCCUUUUUAUUUAAUCUUGCUUUAAUACAAGUUGCUCCUGGCAGUAGCCCUUGCUUGGCCACUUCUUUUUACCUACAAGAAAGCAACAAACUACAGAGACAGAUACAAUGAGAGCAAGUGUUAUUGUAGUUUUAUCUCUCCACUGCGUUCUCUUAGCUUUUCUGCUUGUCCACUCUGUAGCUCAUCAGACGACCAACAGAGAAACCUUAGAAUUUGUUAUUCAUGGCAAAGGUAAAGCUCCAAGAAAUGGCUGCAGUUAUAAAGAACUGCAAUGUCUACAGCAAGAUGUUUUACAAUUUGCUGAUCAAAGACUCGCCGUGGUGUACCCUGUGAUCCAGAAAUUCAAGUCCAUAAUCACAUCUGAUCCUCUUGGCAUCACCAAAACUUGGGUAGGCCCAGAUAUAUGCAGUUAUAAAGGGUUCUUCUGCGAGAGUCCCCCUGACAACAAAAGUGCUAAAGCUCUUGCGUCCAUUGACUUCAAUGGAUUCCAACUUGGCGCCCCUUCUCUUGACGGUUUUCUUGACCAGCUACCAGAUAUUGCGCUCUUCCACGCAAAUUCAAAUCACUUUGCUGGUACCAUCUCACCCAAAAUUGCCAAUCUUCCCUAUCUCUACGAGCUUGAUAUAAGCAACAACCAAUUUUCAGGCCCAUUUCCUACUGCCGUUCUUCGCAUGACUGGUCUAGAAUUCUUGGAUAUUCGGUUCAAUUUCUUUACUGGGUCAGUCCCUCCUCAGAUAUUCACUCUAAAUCUCGACUGUCUAUUCAUUAACAACAACAAUUUUAUGCAGAAGUUGCCUGAUAAUAUAGGUAGUACCCACAUUCUUUUUCUCACCUUGGCCAAUAACAAAUUCAGUGGUCCACUUCCAGGAAGCAUUUUCAAAUCUUUCUCCGAUUUAACUGAGGUUGCAUUCUUAAACAACCAGCUAACGGGUUGUUUACCUUAUGAGAUAGGAUUCCUUAAAGAGGCUACAGUGGUUGAUCUUGGCAACAAUCAGUUAACAGGCCUGCUGCCACUCUCAUUGGCUUGUAUAGAGAAGGUGGAGCAACUCAACUUUGCCCGCAAUCUUUUAUUUGGGAUGGUGCCAGAGUUGGUGUGCGGGCUGGGUAAUCUGGUGAAUUUCUCUUUGUCAGAUAAUUAUUUUACAAAUGUGGGUCCUUUAUGUAGAAUUUUGAUUGAAAGAGGAGUGCUGGAUGUUAGGAACAACUGUAUUCCUGAUCUUCCUUUUCAAAGAUCCAUUGUUGAAUGUGCCCAGUUCUUUGCUCACCCAAAAUUCUGUCCCAAUAUGUGGUCUUAUGCUUCCAUUCCUUGUAUGCCCUACAUUCCGGAAAUGGCUCCUUCACCUUGACCUUCAAUUUACUCUGGCAAUAUGCAUUGGUCUGGGUUAUUUCUUUUUUCAAACUGUAAUUAAAGUUUUCAAGGUAUUGUAUGGACUGUAUGAAAUAAUAUGUUCUUGUAUGAUGAUAGUCAUCUCAUUCUGUUUAACAAUCCGGGUUUGAAAAUAGCAUGCUUAACCUCAGAUGAAGUUAUAAUAUUACUUGUCCAGUUACUCUGGUUUUCAAUAUUGUGCAUCA
Mangifera indica (mango) is the source of this 1879-nucleotide messenger RNA. RefSeq lists its product as uncharacterized. The record is from RefSeq and is a predicted model, not a curated record. The transcript has a single exon. Gene Ontology annotation, molecular function: protein binding. Bases 415 to 1653 code for a protein of 412 amino acids. NCBI's taxonomy places the organism in Eukaryota, Viridiplantae, Streptophyta, Magnoliopsida, Sapindales, Anacardiaceae.